CCCACCUCCUGGGCCCGAGGGACGCGCGCUUGGGCGGGCGGCCGGGCGACGGGUGGCAGGGAGCUGCCCCCGCCCGCGCCCCUCCGCGCCGGGCCGGGUGGCGCGGCCUGAAUCGCCCGCGAUGGCGAGCCCGCCGCUGAAUGGGCCCCCUGGGCCGGCGGGCGGCGACGGCCCGAACCUCAACAACAAUAACAACAACAACAACCACAGCGUGCGCAAGUGCGGCUACCUGCGCAAGCAGAAGCACGGCCACAAGCGCUUCUUCGUGCUGCGCGGGCCCGGCGCGGGCGGCGACGAGGCGACAGCGGGCGGGGGGUCGGCGCCGCAGCCGCCGCGGCUCGAGUACUACGAGAGCGAGAAGAAGUGGCGGAGCAAGGCGGGCGCCCCGAAGCGGGUGAUCGCGCUUGACUGCUGUCUGAACAUCAACAAGCGAGCCGACGCCAAGCACAAGUACCUCAUCGCCCUCUACACUAAGGACGAGUACUUCGCGGUGGCGGCCGAGAACGAGCAGGAGCAGGAGGGCUGGUACCGCGCUCUCACCGACCUGGUCAGCGAGGGCCGCGCGAGCGCUGGCGACGCGGCCAGCUCCGCGUCCUGCAGCGCCUCCCUGCCGGGCGCCCUGGGCGGCUCUGCCGGCGCCGCGGCGGCCGAUGACAGCUAUGGGCUCGUGGCACCCGCCACGGCCGCCUACCGCGAGGUGUGGCAGGUGAACCUGAAGCCCAAGGGCUUGGGCCAGAGCAAGAACCUGACGGGCGUGUACCGCCUGUGCCUGUCGGCGCGCACCAUCGGCUUCGUGAAGCUCAACUGCGAGCAGCCGUCGGUGACGCUGCAGCUCAUGAACAUCCGCCGCUGCGGCCACUCAGACAGCUUCUUCUUCAUCGAGGUGGGCCGCUCGGCCGUCACAGGCCCCGGCGAGCUGUGGAUGCAGGCCGACGACUCGGUGGUGGCGCAGAACAUCCACGAGACCAUCCUGGAGGCCAUGAAGGCGCUCAAGGAGCUCUUCGAGUUCCGGCCGCGCAGUAAGAGCCAGUCGUCCGGGUCUUCGGCCACCCACCCCAUCAGCGUCCCCGGCGCGCGCCGUCACCACCACCUGGUCAACCUGCCCCCUAGCCAGACAGGCCUGGUGCGGCGCUCACGCACCGACAGCCUGGCUGCCACCCCGCCGGCCGCCAAGUGCAGCUCCUGCCGCGUUCGCACGGCCAGCGAGGGCGAUGGCGGCACGGCGGCAGGGACCGGGACAGCGGUCGGCAGGCCAGUGUCGGUGGCCGGGAGCCCCCUGAGUCCCGGGCCGGUGCGCGCGCCCCUGAGCCGCUCGCACACCCUGAGCGGCGGCUGCGGUGGCCGCGCGAGCAAAGUGACGCUGGCACCGGCAGGGGGCGCUCUGCAACACAGUCGCUCCAUGUCCAUGCCGGUGGCGCACUCACCCCCGGCCGCCACCAGCCCCGGCAGCCUGUCGUCCAGCAGCGGGCACGGCUCAGGCUCCUACCCGCUGCCCCCAGGCCCGCACCCGCACCUGCCGCACCCAUUGCACCACCCCCCAGCUCAGCGCCCCUCCAGCGGCAGCGCCUCUGCCUCCGGUUCCCCCAGCGACCCCGGCUUCAUGUCGCUGGACGAGUACGGCUCCAGCCCUGGCGACCUGAGGGCCUUCUGCGGCCACAGGAGUAACACGCCCGAGUCCAUCGCGGAGACGCCCCCUGCCAGGGAUGGCAGCGGGGGCGAGCUGUAUGGGUACAUGACCAUGGACAGGCCCCUGACCCACUGUGGCCGCCCCUACCGCAGAGUCUCUGGAGAUGGGGCCCCGGACUUGGAUAGAGGGCUGAGAAAGAGGACUUACUCGCUGACCACACCUGCCCGGCAGCGGCCGGUGCCCCAGCCCUCCUCUGCCUCCCUGGAUGAGUACACCCUAAUGCGGGCCACCUUCUCAGGCAGCUCAGGCCGCCUCUGCCCGUCAUUCCCCACCUCCUCCCCCAAAGUGGCCUAUCACCCCUAUCCCGAGGACUAUGGGGAUAUCGAGAUUGGGUCUCACAGGAGCUCCAGCAGCAACCUGGGGGCAGAUGAUGGCUACAUGCCCAUGACCCCUGGCGCAGCCCUCAUGGGUGCCAGCGCCAGCGGCUGCAAAAGCGACGAUUACAUGCCCAUGAGCCCCACCAGCGUGUCUGCCCCCAAACAGAUCCUGCAGCCCAGAGCUGGUCCCGCAGCUGCCUUGCCCCCCACAGGAGCAGCAGUGCCAGCGCCCCCCUCUGCAGCUGGCAGGACCUUCCCAGUGAAUGGGGCCGGCUACAAGGCCAGCUCCCCGGCAGAGAGCUCCCCAGAGGACAGUGGGUACAUGCGCAUGUGGUGUGGAUCCAAGCUGUCCGUGGAGAACACCGACUCAAAGCUGCUUCCCAAUGGGGACUACCUCAACAUGUCCCCCAGUGAGGCGGGCACUGCUGGCACCCCACCCGACUUCUUCUCGGCAGCCUUGCAUGGUGGGGAGGAGGUGCUCAAAGGUGUCCCAGGGUACUGCUACAGCUCCCUCCCCCGCUCCUACAAGGCUUCCUACACCUGCAGUGGGGACGGCGACCAGUACGUGCUCAUGAGCUCCCCCGUGGGGCGGAUCCUGGAAGAGGAGAGGCCUGAGACUCAGUCUACCCCAGGGACUUCCCAGUUGGCCAGCAGCUUUGGGGCUGGUGGAGGCAACCACAUUCAGUCUUAUCAUCCAGCAGUACCUUCACCUAUGAGGCCAGGUGGCGGAGGUGGCCGCCCAGAUGGCUUCCUGAGCCAUCGCUGCCGGGCAGUGCGACCCACACGCUUGUCCUUAGAGGGGUUGCAGACCCUGCCCAGCAUGCUCGAGAACCCACUGCCCCCAGAACCCAAGAGCCCUGGCGAGUACAUCAACAUAGACUUUGGCGAGGCAGGAACCCAGCUGUCACCGCCUGCCCCUCCGCUGCUGGCAUCAGCGGCCUCGUCCUCUUCACUGCUGUCUGCUAGCAGCCCAGCCUCAUCCCUGGGCUCAGGCACCCCGGGCACAAGCAGUGACAGCCGGCAGCGCUCCCCACUCUCUGACUACAUGAACCUGGACUUCAGCUCCCCCAAGUCCCCCAAGCCUGGCACCCGCAGCGGGGACCCCAUGGGCUCUCUGGAUGCCCUUCUUUCCCCUGAUGUCUCCUCCCCCUAUCCACCACUGCCCCCUCGUCCCUCUGCCUCCCCGUCCUCUCUACAGCAGCCCCCACCCCCCCCAGGGGAGCUGUACCGCCUGCCUCCAGCAUCUGCCGCUGCCACCUCCCAGGGCCCCAGUGCUACUUCCUCGAAGUCCUCUGAACCUGGGGACAAUGGUGACUACACCGAAAUGGCCUUUGGUGUGGCUGCCACCCCGCCACAACCCAUUACGGCACCCCCAAAGUCCGAAGGUGCCCGAGUGACCAGCCCCACAUCGGGCCUGAAGAGGCUGAGUCUGAUGGAUCAGGUGUCUGGAGUUGAGGCCUUCUUGCAGGCCAGUCAGCCCCCCGAUCCCCACCGGGGGGCCAAAGUCAUCCGGGCAGACCCGCAGGGGGGCCGCCGCCGUCACAGCUCAGAGACCUUCUCCUCCACCACCACAGUCACUCCUGUGUCCCCGUCCUUUGCUCACAACCCUAAGCGCCACAGCUCAGCCUCUGUGGAAAACGUGUCUCUCAGGAAAAGCAGUGAGGGCGGUUGCAGCAGCAUUCUAGGAGGGGGCCUUGGAGGAGGUGACGAGCCACCCACAUCCCCAGGACAGGUGCAGCCCCCGCUCCCUGGGCCCCUGCCACCACAGGCACGGCCUUGGACCCCAGGUCAGCCUGGUGGGUCUCCCAUGCGAAGAGAGAUCUCCUCGGGUUUCCAAAACAGCCUCAACUACAUCGCUAUCGAUGUGAGGGAUGAGCCUGGGCUCUUGCCCCAACCUCAGCCCCAGCACCCACAGCCAGGAGACAAGAGCUCCUGGGGCCGGACCCGUAGCCUGGGGGGUCUCCUCAGCGCUGUGGGGGGCAGCAGCACCAGUGUGGGCUGUGGGGGUCCGGGCCCCGGUGCCCUGCCCUCUGCCAGCACCUACGCCAGCAUUGACUUCCUGUCGCAUCACCUGAAGGAGGCCACAGUUGUGAAAGAGUGAAGCUGCCUGGCUCCGUGGCCCCGAGGUCGCACGUCGGAGAUCCCACAAGGGUCACCAUGUUUUCAACCCAAAGCUGCUUACUCGUUUCUUUCGGAUCUGAGCAACUCUACAGUUUGAGACGUCUGGGAACUGUGUCAGACAAGGAAGCAACGUGGCCAGAGGGAGGUGGCCUGCCUCUCUUGCUUGUCCCUGUGGGGCGUUCUUCAUUGUGCUGUUUGUGGUGACUUCUGUUUUGGUUUCUAACUAAAUGAGCUGAAGAGGUUAUUGUCAAGCAAAUGGGACAUUUUCAUUGGCCCUUUUAAAUGGUAGCCAGUGUCUUAUUUCCUUCUGACUUUGGUUUUGGCAAAGCAAAUGUAUCCCUCAGCAUGCUAAAAGGUUCUGCAACACCCACUGAAGUGGUAAAAUCUGGUAUUUACUGGCUUACACUCAAAACUACCACAGUCCUACCUCAGUUCAAGGCAAAGCCUGAUUGCGUGGUUGGGCACAGAGGACCUCCUGCAUAUCUACUCCAGGGUUGCCAGGGAGGUCUGAGGCCUCAUCAGUGCUGAAGGGGACGCAGAUUCCAGUCCAGGUACCUGCGACGUUUACGUGCGCACAGAGCCCAGUGUGGGACUGACGUUUCUCUACAGAAGUGAAAUCUGGGAUUGGACUAUGAAGACAGAUUAAUAAUAAUUAUUAGUAAAUGGAACUGAAGCAACCUACUUUUGAAAAAUUAUCAACU
Molecule: messenger RNA, 4826 nt
Organism: Castor canadensis (American beaver)
Lineage: Eukaryota; Metazoa; Chordata; Mammalia; Rodentia; Castoridae
Gene: Irs2
Product: insulin receptor substrate 2
Biological process (GO): insulin receptor signaling pathway
Cellular component (GO): plasma membrane; cytosol
Molecular function (GO): insulin receptor binding; phosphatidylinositol 3-kinase binding
Source: RefSeq, a predicted model, not a curated record